GGAGAGGGUAAUGACAUCACAGUAAACAAACAAUAAUUUGAACUCGGCAUUUAAACGGUAAGCUUUCAUAAUAGAAGUGGUGCUUUGGAACUUGAAAUGAUGAAGAAGAUUUAUAAAAAGAACAAAAACACCUGGGAUUUUUUAGAAGAUAGUACCAACUUUUCAGACGUCAGAAACAGGAGGCUGGGAUAUGACUUUGUUGAGAUUUUACCUCCAGAAAUAAGCCUUCAGAUUUUUUGUCAACUGGACCUUAAAAGCUUGUGUAAUGCUGCAGUAACCUGUCAAGCUUGGAACCAUAUUAUUGAAAACUGCGACCAACUGUGGAGGAAUCACUGUAUGACAGUGAGAACCAUCUGUCAAAAAGAGAUUGAUGGUGACCGAGGAGUUGGAUAUUCAUGGAAGGUCACCUUAGUGAGAAACUAUCGCAAAGGGUAUGUGAAAAAACAAUGGCUGAGUGGGUGCUACAGCAACAUUCUUUCUUCUACUGAACUACCAGCCAAGAGCAUGUAUCCUUUGGAUGCUGAAACCUGGGGAGAAAUUUUAGAGGCAGAGCUGGAAAGAUAAUAAACCAGGCUGAAAGUACAGUACUUUCUUUUCAGAUAUCAUGUACAUUAAACAAGUGUCGUUACCAUGGCAUCAAAAGCACCACUGUUUGUUCUUCAAGCACACUUUCCCAUGACAAAGGUAUGUUAACCAUACCGAAACGUUGGGAAGUUGGCUGUUUUGAGCAAAAACGUUUUUUAAAUAAUAUAUAUUGAUAUUUUGUAUUAUUGUUGUUGUACAUCUUUGUUUUUGUAAAUCAAAUAUUGUAUUUUCAUAAAUUUAGACUUUUGGUGGCUGUUUUAGAAGAAAAAGAAAAUCUAUGUUUUUUUUGCAUGUUUUAUUUAUUAUUACAAAUGUAUUUGAAUUUCUGUUAUAAUGAAAUGUCUUUCUAGAAUAAUUGAAAAUUAUACCUGUUUCAUCCUGUACAGUAACUGCUUUAAAUACAGUUAUGAUUAGAAAAUGUUUGUAUGCAUUAUUUUCCAGUAUAAUACAACACAUUUUUACUAUGGCUGCACUAUUUAUAUAGGAAAAGCUGUUUUGUUUUGUUUUUUACAUUCAACUUAAUAAUCUAAAACUACGAUACUGCAUACAAAAUUUGUGCCACUAAAACCCCCUGUUUGUCACAACUGCAGACACCUUAACCAGCCUACAAAUCUGAAGUAUUUGUGACAGGUAACAAGUCAAGGUUCAGUGACCUAUUUUAAUAGGAAAGUAUGAAAAAUGUAUGUUUAUGGCAUACAGGCAAUUUAUUGUGGUCCCCUACAGUUUUACAGUGAAAUCCACUGGUAUAGCUCCAGCAGAUGGUGAUGGCACAUAACAGCCUGAUAGUAAUUUUAUUUUAUAAAGUAUAAGAAAACAGCAAAAAAGUAGCCAAAUUGUGUUUUUUGAACUAGCCAAAAACCAGCACUUACUUAAAAAAUAAAUAAAUUAGCAGACGCCCUUAUCCAGGGCGACUUACAAUUGUUACAAGAUAUCACAUUAUUUUUACAUACAAUUACUAAUUUAUACAGUUUUUUUUUUUUUUUUUUUUUACUGGAGCAAUCUAGGUAAAGUACCUUGUUCAAGGGUACAGCAGCAGUGUCACCCACCUGGGAUUGAACCCACGACCCUCUGGUCAAGAGUCCAAAGCCCUAACCACUACUCCACACUGCUGCAUUACAGUACAAGCAAUGCUAUUUCUGAUCUGAUUAGAUCAAAUGAAGAAUCUUUUAUUCAGAAUGUAGUGUAAAAUUGAAUUUCCCAUAAUUGUCAGCAGAUACAGUCUUUAAAAAUACAUUUUAAAAACAAAAACUAUUUAAUUGUACUGAUACAGUUCUUAAAUUGUGACAAAUACUCACAUGAGUGUCAGUCUUGUGUAAGAAUCCAAAUAUUAAUCAGACCUGAGGAAAGAAGUAGGUGGGUUCACCGUUUUCUUCAGCUGAACUUGUGCGAUUUGUAAUUUUGGUGUACUAUACAGGGAAUUGUGGUGAAAGGAAUAGAAAAAACAUGCAUGAUAAAAGUAGACAAAUUGACAAAGACAGUAUUUACCCACUAGAUGCUUUAAAAGCAAGCCAAAUUUGUCUGGAAAACUGCCAAUCUGGCAGCACUGCAAAUGACCGUCACUACUGACAAUGACUGAGUAGCUUUGAAAUGUUCUUAAUUCUUACUCUGAUUGGCUGUAAUGGUAACAGGGCUAACCAGAGAUUGGAUAAUGUUUUGUUGGGUGGAUUUUUCUUGUGUAUGGUUGCCUAGUAACUGAAGAUGUGGUAUUCUGGGGGAUGUAGUUUUUAGUGAAACUUAGGGGUGACCCUGUCUCCCCCUGGUAUCGCCUCUGCUUUCUCUUCAAACUGCAGAAGUACAGUACCCACUUUUUAAAGGUGGACAUAACGAAGUUGAAUUGGUAUAGACCAAUUUCAAAUGUAUUACUUUGCUCCAAAAUUAUGGAGAGGAUGGUUAAUAGUAGAUCAUGUUACUGUAAAUCGACUUGGAGAUUGGGGUCAGUUCAAAUUCAUUGGCUUGAUUUCAGAGCUCUUUUCAUCAGCGUAUAUAGUGUAUCAAAUCUGGUGCCUUUACUUCUCGUUUUGAUUCUCUUACAAAAAGUGUUUCACAAGCAUCCAUUAUUGACCCCCUUUUAUUUUCCAUUUAUAUUAGUAUUCCUUUGGCAGCUGGUAACUCCUCAGUUCACCUCUAAGCAGAUGAUAUAGUUUUGUAUUCUGUAGUUUACUUGUAUGUCUUUGGUCAUCAAAGAACUGCAACAGAGCAUGAUGAUCAUUGUUGCUGAAUGCUAAUAAAACAAAAUGUAUUGAUCUUUAAUAAAAACUUUACUUCUACAUUGAUUCGAGCUUAUUAUAACAAAUAUAAACCAAGUGGCACUGGAACAUGUAAUAGAGUACAAAUACAUGGGAAUUUGGCUGGGCACUGCUUUAAUUUAUAAAACACAUUCAUUCUGUUCAACAAAAAAUUAAAGCUAAUUUGGGUUUCUUGUAUCAUAAGUUACUACUAGGUAUUUACUAAUUAAAAUGACCUUACUACCAAUUUUGGACUUUGGUGAUGUGUUUUAUAGAUUGGCCCCUAAGAUUGUAUUGAAGAAAUUGGAUACUUUAUAUCUGGGGUUUUCAACCAGGGAUACACAUAUUAUAUUAUGCUGUUACAUCAGUCUUUGCUGCAGUUUGAGCUUUCUUGGCCAGGCCACCAAUGUAAAGGAGAAGUUGUUCUCAACUGUUUAUUUAUUUAUUUAUUUAUUUGUUUAUUUAUUUAUAUAUUUUUUUUAAUCUGGUUCAAUAAAGGAUUUGUUUGAUUGAUUGAGUAACACAGUUUAUGUUAUUGUCUGUUUCAGUAUGGGUUUCCACUCUCAUUCCAGCAUCAGUAUGUUUUUUGUAAUAUUAUUUUAAAACUGUUUUUUAACUGAUUAUUUGUUAUGAUUGUAUGUAUCGGAUUUUCUGUGGACUCAUUAUUCAAAGGCGGCUCUGACAGCUUUUCUUUAUGUAUGGCAGCUGUGGUAGAACACUCCUAGUGAUAGAUUGUGGACAGUGCUCUACCUGGAUCAUGUCAUGCUUUUGAUAGAGAUUGGUAAGAAGGAUGAUGGAAACUUCUUGGUGGUGAAGCUAUGUCACGGAUAGGCUUGGGGUGACAUCAGACCAGCAAAUGAUUGGCAGAACAGGCAGUACUGAGAGGUAUGAAGCGCUGUUGCACGUUUUAAUAAUAAAUAUAAAGUUUUAACAAAACAAAAUACUUGUGAAAGUAAAUGGCACGUUGACCAAAAUAGACAGACAGAUACAAAAACGGAAUACACAACAAACAGUGGACAAACCCCAAACAAGUAUUGCACUGGUCCUUCCAGCACGAGUAGCAAUUGUUUUAUAUUUUCAACUUUCCUCUCCUCUCCUCUCUCUGUCCCAUUGUCCACUGUGAACACACCAAAAGUGAGUGAUCUGUGCCUCUCUAUAUACAGCUGUGCCGGGACUCAAUUGCUAAUCAUUCAAUCUGGCCCUGGCACAGUCUGCAUGUGAACUAAUUGUGCAUUACCUGUGCCCACAUACAAAUAUACCUUUUAACUCACCCAUGCUACAUAACCCAAAUACACCAAAUAAUAUACAAAAUAACCAAAUACACCCAUGGGCGGGGGGUACCCCGUCACACCCUUUCAGGCACAAACAAAGCAAACACUUUUUUACUAAAAAAGAAAACCUUGCCACUGCGGGCACUAGCUUAACUGGGUUUUCAAAACCCAUACAAAUCUGCCUAAUAGGGGGAGCUAACCUCAGGGCAGAACAAAAAUUCCUAUACCAAAAAUACAAGUUAACCACAUUAGCCUUUUGUGGUCUCUCAACUCAAGGCAUUAUAGAGACCCACCUUUUAAGCAGGGUUAUUUCAGGAAGCUUGACUGGUAGACAACAGCCCAUAGGUGUAAACUCUUCGUCUAACAAUUAAGCUUUGUCUAACUUUACCAAGAUGGCCUCCAAGCCCUGCCAACCUCCCUUAUUAGUUAAGGGCAGACAACCCUCUUGCCAGCCCUCAUUGUGCGGGUGUUCACAUACACUGUCUUACAACAUCUAAGGCUCUGGUCUUGUUAUAGGCCCCUCCCAAAUUCUGACCAAAAUAUAGCUCCAGGGGAGCUGACAAGAGUGUCAGUACAUCAGCAUUCUGACCACACUGUGUAGCAAUACCACAACUGACAAGCUGAUUAAUUUUCUGCUAAUUUGAGAUAAAGGGCUUUACAAUUUUAAAUAAAAAUGUCACCCUGUGUUAUUAUAAAUAAUGUUGUGAAAGGUUAUCUAAUCUAAAUGAAAGUUCUUAGCAAGGCACAUUUGUUUGUCAGCAACAGGAACUUGUUGCAGCAAAUAGAUUUUAUGAAGUAAAUGAAGCCCUAGUGAUUAAGUUAUUUUUGGUGAGCCUUGUCAUGGUGAAUUCACACAGCCCUAUAUUUUUUGCAGUCAGGUUAUUUCCAAAUGAUAUGUGUGUACACUUGCUUUUACCAUGACAUCAAAAUGGUCGCUGCACCCUGUGACAUUAACUGUAUUGCAUUAAAAUUGUAUUGAAAAAAAAACUAUAUUGUUGUCAAUA
Molecule: messenger RNA, 5085 nt
Organism: Acipenser ruthenus (sterlet)
Lineage: Eukaryota; Metazoa; Chordata; Actinopteri; Acipenseriformes; Acipenseridae
Product: F-box only protein 48
Exons: 3
Coding region: 97-564 (155 amino acids)
Molecular function (GO): protein binding
Source: RefSeq, a predicted model, not a curated record